AUGUCCCCCCCCCCCCCGUUGCAGUUCCAGUCAUUCAGUCAGUAUCGCUGUAAAACCGCCAAGAAGUCGGAGGAGGAGAUCGAGUUUCUGAGGAACAACCCGAAGAUCUGGAACGUCCACAGUGUCCUCAACGUGUUGCACUCGUUGGUGGACAAGAGCAACAUCAACCGGCAGCUGGAGGUCUACACCAGCGGGCGCUACCAGGACGCCAUCCGAGUGUUCGCCAACAUCCUGCUUUACAUCCAGAGGACUAGGAACAUGUUCCAGAGGUCCACAUACAAAUACGAAAUGAUCAACAAACAGAACGAGCAGAUGCACGGCCUGCUCGCCAUCGCUCUCACCAUGUACCCAAUGAGAAUUGAUGAGAGCAUCCACACUCAGCUUCGAGAGAAAUAUGGAGACAAGAUGCUGCGCAUGCAGAAAGGAGACUUGCAGGUGUUUGAGGAGCAGUUCAGCUUCGCCUGUCCAAAGUUCCUGUCCCCCGUCGUUCCAAACUACGACAACGUUCAUCCCAACUACCACAAGGAGCCGUUCCAGCAGCAGCUCAAGGUGUUCGCCGAGGAGGUGCAGCAGCAGGCGCAGCUCUCCACCAUCCGCAGCUUCCUGAAGCUGUACACCACCAUGCCUGUGGCCAAGUUGGCGGGCUUCCUGGACAUGACGGAGCAGGAGUUCAGGAUCCAGCUGCUCGUCUUCAAACAUAAGAUGAAGAACCUGGUGUGGACCAGCGGGAUCUCUGCUCUGGACGGAGAGUUUCAGUCUGCGUCCGAGGUCGACUUCUACAUCGACAAGGAUAUGAUCCACAUCGCUGACACGAAGGUCGCUCGGCGUUACGGAGACUUUUUCAUCCGACAGAUCCAUAAAUUUGAAGAGCUGAACCGGACUCUGAAGAAGAUGCCGAUGAGUGGAGCGUCUGCGGCGUCCAGCAGCACGGCAAGCCGAGGACUCUGAUGAAACAUCAACGAUGAAAAACUUUUCUAUAAAAGCUGCAGAUAAUAAAGUGAUGAUGGAACUCA
Messenger RNA from Labrus bergylta (ballan wrasse), 1013 nucleotides. The record is from RefSeq and is a predicted model, not a curated record. Lineage: Eukaryota; Metazoa; Chordata; Actinopteri; Labriformes; Labridae.